AUGGCGACUUCGUCUACUUGGGCACAAGAUGUGAUUACGUGUGACCUUUGUAACAACCCCACCCAGCAAUUCUGUAACAGCUGUCAGGUCAGCUUGUGUGGGGACUGUAUCAAUAAACAUAUAGAAAGUCUGAAGUCUGAAACACAUGACAUUGUUCCUUUUAAAGACAGAAGAGAACGGCUCGUAUUCUCUUCAUGUACGUUUCAUCCAAACCAGAAAUGUGAGGGACAUUGCCAACAAUGUAAUGUUCCCGUCUGCUUCAGAUGUCUCACAGGUCCCCACAGCGGCCAUACUGUCAAGGAGAUGUCAGAGGUGGUACAACAGAUGAAAGAAGAAAUCAAAAAAGAAACGGAGGAAAUUGAGUCUUUUAUUUCAAGAUUCGUCAUAAGUGGAGCAAACAUUGAUCAGAAGAUAUCUAAUUUGACUGAAAAAUUUAAAACGAUGGAGAGAGAGGGAGAAAAUCUGAGAAAAACCUGGCAUGAAGAAGUAGACAACAUUUUCGACACACUGCAAUCAACCAUUAGAAAAAUGAAGGAUAGAAGACUCGCAGCUCUCAGAUCACAUCAGUCCAGACUUCAGGAUUCAGAGACAAAUUUACAAUGUAUUACAAAGGAAAACAAGAAAAUCUUGAAAUCCAAUAAAGUGUCUGAUGUUACAAGCUACAAAUCAGAAUUAAAGGAUUUAAGGGACAUUCCUACAGAUGUUGAUGUGAAGAUUCCUUCCUUAAAUAGCAACACAGUUCAGGGGAGAGAACUCAGCAUAGAAUUAGGAGAAUACAAGGCUACACUGACACAGACAUCACUAUCCAGUCUGACAGACGAAGUCUCCAAUUUAUCCGUGAGAAAAUUAUUGGACAAAGUUAAAAUUAUUGCAAGCAUUUCUACUGGAAUAAAGCCGUUAGGUCCCAUAAUAUGUAUUGGAACCAAUGAAGUUUGGGCUUGUGGUGAAGACAAAGUCAUACAACGUAUUGACAUACAUGGAUCUUUGAAGGACAAGAUCACCACCGACUGUGAACCUUAUCCUUCUGACAUUUCAGUGACCAGGCAGGGAGAACUGAUAUACAGUGAUGUUGAGAGAAGAAAAGUGAUGAUUGUCAGACAGGGGAGGAUAGAGACACUGAUCACUUUAUCUCCAGAAUGGCAUCCUGUGGGACUAUGUUGUACCAGAUCAGGGGACUUACUACUUAGUAUGUGUACUAUUAAUGAAAGUCAUUACAAAAUAGUCCGCUAUCAGGGACAGUCAGCAACACAAGAAAUAGAGAAAGAUGAAUGUGAUCAACCAGUUUUUAAAGGUGGUGAAUAUGGAGUUUGCGUAGAGGAGAAUAACAGUGGUGAUAUCUGUGCCUGUGAUAGGGAUGCCAGUACGGUGAUAGUGAUGGACAAGACGGGAAGAGUCCGAUUCCGUUAUGAUGGUACACCAGCCAAAAGGAAUGACUUGUUUAAUCCUGAACACAUUUUGACAGACUCGCUGAGCCAGAUCAUAAUAAGUGAUUUUAAUAAUGACUGUCUUCAUAUCUUAGAACAAAAUGGACAGUUUCUGAGAUGCAUUGACAACUGUGGACUUGUGAAUCCUGCUGGACUGAGUGUGGACAGGGAAGGGAGGUUGUGGGUAGGGUUACGUGCUUGGGGUGAAGUAAAAGUUAUCCAAUACCUGUAG
Molecule: messenger RNA, 1656 nt
Organism: Saccostrea cuccullata (small rock oyster)
Lineage: Eukaryota; Metazoa; Mollusca; Bivalvia; Ostreida; Ostreidae
Product: E3 ubiquitin-protein ligase TRIM36-like
Exons: 1
Coding region: 1-1656 (551 amino acids)
Biological process (GO): negative regulation of translation; protein polyubiquitination; proteasome-mediated ubiquitin-dependent protein catabolic process
Molecular function (GO): zinc ion binding; ubiquitin protein ligase activity; translation repressor activity
Source: RefSeq, a predicted model, not a curated record